Cynara cardunculus var. scolymus (artichoke) is the source of this 3228-nucleotide messenger RNA. Its product is annotated as TMV resistance protein N-like. The record is from RefSeq and is a predicted model, not a curated record. NCBI's taxonomy places the organism in Eukaryota, Viridiplantae, Streptophyta, Magnoliopsida, Asterales, Asteraceae. Gene Ontology annotation, biological process: defense response; signal transduction. Gene Ontology annotation, molecular function: ADP binding. Bases 165 to 3197 code for a protein of 1010 amino acids. The transcript has 5 exons.
CAUCUUCAUCUUCAUCUUCAUCAUGUUUCGUACCAACACCAGCAGGAGGAUGGACAUAUGACGUUUUUCUAAGUUUCAGAGGAGAAGACACUCGGUACAAUUUUGUAGAUCAUCUUUAUGCGGCUUUGGAUCGGAAUGGAUUAACUGCGUUCAAAGAUGACAAGAUGCUCCGGGUAGGGAAAGAGAUCUCUCCAGAACUCAUGAAAACCAUCCAAGAGUCAACGUGUACGGUGGUUGUUUUCUCCAAAAAUUAUGCAAACUCUUCAUGGUGUUUGGCUGAGCUCGCCAAAAUCAUGGAAUAUCAUAAUCAGGAGGAGCGAUUGUUGAUACCAGUGUUCUACCAUGUUGAUCCAUCCGAUGUGCGUGGACAGAAGAAAGACUUUGGGACUGCCUUUCAGCAGCACGAGAAGAAGUUUAAUGAAGAGAUGGAUAAAGUGAAGGAGUGGAGGCAAGCGAUCACUGCAGCCGCCAAUUUAUCUGGUUAUUAUAUCUCGAAAACAGAGGGUGAAUUUUCCUUCGUCACCAAAAUUGUUCAAGAUAUAUUAGAACGUUUACGGCCUCAUGUUACGGAGAACAAUCUAAUUGGUAUCAAGUCCCACAUCGACAAAUUAAAGUCAUUACUGGAUUUAGAAGCAACACAAGAGGUGCGAAUUGUAGGGAUAUGGGGAAUGGGAGGAAUCGGCAAGACAACUAUUGCCCGAGCUUUGUUUGGAGGAAUUCGUCAUGAGUUUGAUGGUUGUAGCUUUAUUAAUGAUGUCACAGAAAAUGGUUCUAGUAAAAGAGAUAUAUGUGCCUUACAAGAAAAAAUUCUUAAGGAUAUGACACACCACGAGUAUAAGAUUACGGAUCAAGAGGAAGGAGCCCAAAUGAUAAAAAAAAGAUUUUGCAAAAAGAAGGUUCUUCUUGUUCUUGAUGAUGUGGAUCAUGAGAAUCAAUUAGAGUUCCUAGCUGGAACACAUAAGUUGUAUGGUAAAGGAAGUAGAAUCAUCAUAACCACUAGAGACCGGCAGGUGUUAGAAGAUGCAGAUGCCAUCUACAGCCCUGAUUUUUUACCUGAGGAGCAUGCUAUUGAGCUCUUCAGUAGGCAUGCUUUUAAGGCAAAUAGCCCUCCAGAGGAGUAUAAGGAGCUGUCAAGCCGUGCAAUACGCUACACUGGCUGUCUUCCUCUAGCUCUGAAGGUUUUAGGCUCUUUCUUCCGCGGAAAAAGAGAAGUAAGUGUAUGGGAAAGAAUUUUGAAUGAGUUAGCCAAAACAGAAAAUGAUGAGAGUACAGAGACGCCAUUUACCCAAAAAAGACCAGGUAUUUUUGAGACGCUGAAGAUCAGUUUUGAUGGGCUGGAGGAUUCUGAGAAAACCAUAUUCCUAGACAUUGCAUGUUUCUUCAAGGGUGGAGAAGAAAAACAUGUGACUAGAGUACUCGACUGCUCUCGUUAUGACCCAACAAUAGGAAUUCGCACUCUUAUCGAAAGAUCUCUCAUAACCAUUUCAAAAGGAGAUAUACACAUGCAUGAUGUCCUUCAAGAAAUGGGUUUGGAAAUUGUUCGUAAGAGUUACCCAAAUAGUAGGCUAUGGCGAUUGAAUGAAAUCCAUGAUUUCAUCACGAAAAACAGGAAUCUAGAAGCAGUUGAAGCCAUAGUGCCGACAUACUUAUACGUGAAUGUGGGUCUUAGUGCUUCUGUUUUUGAGAGCAUGAAGAAUAUUCGGCUAUUGGAUAUCUACAGGAAUUUCACUUCUUGUAAACCUACAACUCUCCCUGAAGAGUUACAAUGGCUUAGUUGGGAUCAAUACCCAUUUUCUUCUCUGCCAGUAGCAAACCUGCGUAAGCUUGUUACUCUUGACAUGUCACGGGGUAAACUCGAACAUUUAUGGAUCGGGUAUAAGGUUAUGCCAUAUUUGAAAUUCAUUCACCUUGAACGUUUGGAUUGCUUAGAAAGCUUUCCAGAUGUCUCAGGAGCCCCAAAUAUUGAGAGGUUGAUUUUGAAGUUAUGUGGAAAUUUGGUGGAGGUUCAUGAGUCUCUUGGAAGUCUGAGAAAGCUUGCUUACUUGAGAAUAAGCCAUUGCUGGAAACUGGAGUAUCUCCCACCCUUGAUUGACAUGCCAUUAUUGGAGACUCUAGAUCUCUCUCAUUGCUGUAAUCUUAAAAAUUUCCCUAAGGUCUGUUCGGGUAUGGAAAAACUAUCAAAUAUAAAUCUUCACAACUGCCCGCAACUGCAAAAAUUGCCAGAGGAGCUUGGAAGCAUGGUAAACUUAGAAGAGCUACGGCUAAGUUUUUGGGAUCAUUCUGCCAACCAAAUUUCAUGCUUUAAUUUUCAUACUUUGCCUAAGUUGUUCUUGAGAAAAUUAGAUCUUAGUUGUAGACAAAUCGAAGACCAAAAGUUCCUCAAUAAUCUUCAUGCAUUUUCCUCCUUGGAAGAAUUAUGUCUUAGUGGCAACUCUAAGUUACUCCACUUACCCUCAAGCAUCUCUCACCUUUCUCGUCUUAAACACUUAGAGUUGAAUGAAUGCCAGCAACUUCGAAAUAUUCAAGGGCUGCCAUCAGGAAUACAAAUAUUGAAGGCAACCGACUGUAGAGUGUUGGAAGAGAUUGAAGAUCUAACAGAAGAGUAUGUAUGGCUGCAUAAGAUAUAUCUCCCCGGUUGCGAAAGACUCCUAGAGAACCAAGAGAAUCUUGAUAAGAUGUUGAAACAAGCCUUCAUUAAGAAACAACUAGCUGUAGAUCGCCGGUUAAGUAUCUGGAUUCCAGGAAGCAAAAUUCCAAGCUGGUUCGAACAUCAACAUCAUGGAAGAGAAAUAGCACUAAAGUUUCCUACCAAUCGACAUACCAAUAUCACGGGGUUUGUGGUAUGUGUUGUGUUCAGAAACGAGUGGCCAUUUAAGCAAACUGAAAUUGAAGAUUCGACACUAUCUAUCAUCUAUAUACCAAUCGGUGACUUUUGGAGGCAGAUGCAGCUGUAUGGUUUAAAACCAGAUGAUUGGUCUCCUUUGCUUGAAGGUAGAUGCUGUCUUAAUUUGAAUGUAGUUAGUAGCAGCAUUAGAGUUGAAAGAUGUGGGGCACAUAUAAUGUACAAAGAAGACACGGAAUCCGUCCAACAAAUCACUACUUCGAUCUCUGAUUAUCGAGACUUGGAAGAUAAACAUUUUGUUGACUGGUUCUUCUGGUAUCGUAUCGAGUUUAAAGUUAUGAACAUUGAUUUAUAAGUUCCCAAGGUACUCUACAUUUUACCUUUGA